Messenger RNA from Fusarium redolens, 2094 nucleotides. RefSeq lists its product as uncharacterized. Gene Ontology annotation, cellular component: nucleus. Gene Ontology annotation, biological process: DNA-templated transcription; positive regulation of transcription from RNA polymerase II promoter by galactose. The transcript is spliced from 2 exons. Gene Ontology annotation, molecular function: DNA-binding transcription factor activity, RNA polymerase II-specific; RNA polymerase II cis-regulatory region sequence-specific DNA binding; zinc ion binding. The record is from RefSeq and is a predicted model, not a curated record. Bases 1 to 2094 code for a protein of 697 amino acids. NCBI's taxonomy places the organism in Eukaryota, Fungi, Ascomycota, Sordariomycetes, Hypocreales, Nectriaceae.
AUGUUUACCACUUUCGAUAUAACAACUUCGAAUUCCCUGUCCAGCGGGAAACCCCCUUCUCCACCAACCUCACAACCCCGCCCCAAGAGAGCUCAAGUCUCACGCGCCUGUGACUGGUGUCGCUUAACUCGAGUGAAGUGCGAUUCUACCCGACCUUGUCGGAACUGCAAACAAGCCAAGAGAGAAUGCGUAAACUCAGGUCGCGAUGACUUCAAAAGUAUUGCCGCAGCCACAAGAGAGGUUCAACGGCUGAGAAGUCAGGUGCAGCAGCUUGAGACCAAGCUCCUAAGCCCAUCUCCUUUGACUGAAAAUAGUGAUGCUGUGUGCAAACGCUCAGCAAGAUGGAAAGGGGUUCGAGUGAAUGGCAUUCAGUACGGUCCAUCCUCGCUGACGUACUUCACUCAUCGAUUAUCGUCUUUCACCAAAACGGAUUUUGAGACGAAUCUCCUGCCAACUCCAAAGCUACCAGCUCCUUCAUCUCCGCUUGACUGCGACCGACUGCAGCGUGAGCAACAAGACGCCUUACUCGACCUUUACUGGCAGGGCUACCACGCGAUUUAUCCAGUGCUCGAGGAGGCUGUUUUUCGACAACAUUACGACUCACUCUGGAGUGGCAAUGCGAAGAGACAGGCAUGCCCCCUGGUAGACAUUGUAAUCGCCUUAUGCAUACUGUUCGGCUCCUCAUACACAGCUUGUGAUAACGUCGUUGUGCCUGGCCAGCCUGGGUUCGAUUUCUACCUUCAGGCUCAGCAGGCGCUGGUGGACGAUUUGGAUUCUCCGUCUUUACAGUCAGCGCAAUGCUAUUUUCUCAGCGCUAUAUAUCUGUUGGCUUUGAAUAAAGAGAACUCGGCCUACAUGAUGAUUCGAUCUGCCGUAGCUGCAGCAGAAUCACUUGGCCUGCAAUUCGAUGACGACGGUAAUGAGACGCAAGACAGCGAGGGUUCAACUUGCGCGAAAACAGGUUCCCGGUUAUGGAGAUGCCUUGUCACAUUGGACACACAGGUUUCUCUGCAUUUGGGCCGACCCUUCGCAAUUUCAGAGCCCCGUCUGUAUGAGCGCAAACACCCAGAAUCUGAUAGUAUCGCUCAACUUGCCGGUCCAAAUUUCACCCUUUCGCAGUCGUCGGGUAUCAACUGGCUUCGCUUUCAGUAUGAGAGACAAGGCCUCUUUCAGGUCGUUCGUGAGAUUCAGACUGAAUUCGCGGCGGUGAUGGAGGAUGUUCUCUUGGAGAUUGGCCAACCCGACUUUUAUCAGCACCCCUCAUCACGAGAGAAGUGCGCAAAGUAUCUCUAUGAGCAGCUCAAGCGUCUCAAAGCCUGGGUUGAGAAACUGCCUGGAAGUUUAAAGACACCACGGGUACAAGGUGUACCCUUCUCAGUUGAUCGCUCGCCGCUCGAUCUUAGCCAGGCAGAUCCCCUUUGGCUACAAAGACAACGGCUAGUGCUGGAAUUGGACUACCAUUCCUUAGUGAUUAUGCUCACUCGAACGUUCAACUCAUUUCUACCAACGCCAGCACUCGGUAGUUUCAAUAGCGAUAACCACUGCAUUACUUGUGUGAACUCUGGCAUUAUGGUAACAAAUAUGUUGCACCAGCUCAGCAGGGAUUCCGGUAUUCUUGCUGGGUGCUUUCAAGUGUUUGACUGGCAGCGUACCGCCACAUUCGCUUUAGCUGGCUUCUCUUGCGGAUAUCCCAUCUGUCCAAUGUCCCCCACAGCGCGGAAGACGUUGACACUAGCUGCAAGGGUUUUUGAGAUGUUUGGAUCCCAAGCAGGUGUACAAUUAGCCAAUAAUCUCAAGACUAAAAGUUUGGAACUCGUCCAAGCUUUCAGCGCAAGGCUUGGUCUCGCUACACCCGCGACAACGCCAGCCAGUAACCAGAAAAGCCCAGAAACGGUGGAUAUUGUGGUGGAGCCGAGUAGCUAUCAGGUUAUGAGCGUUGGUGAGGAAGCCUUAUACAAUGCAGGGUUUGAUGCGACACUCAAUGAGGAUAUAUGGACUAUCGACACACCAGGUGGACUGCUCUGGGGUGAUUUGUUAAAAGAUUUGGAUUCAGGUUUAGUUUCAUCUCUUGGACAGGUUGGGGUUGAAGAUUGA